UUUUUAUUUUUAUUUUUUUUUUCUUUUCUCUUUUAUAAACAAAACCCAUAAAAUGAUACACGGAGCAUUUCCUCGUCAAUCCAUAUCCACUCAUACAGACAAGUAUAGCACCAAUAGCAAUUACAGUAGUAAUAGUAGUAGUAGCAGUAGUAGUGGAAGUGAUAACUAUAGUAUACCUUCUACCAAAUCUACACCACAUCAACGUGUACACAGAAAACCCGUCUCUAACAACCGAAUUGCACGGGAAUCACCAAUGAUCAACAAUGAAUGGAAAACAUCCUCUCCAGUACAACAAAGAAGCUAUCAUGCCCCAGCAGUAGAUACCCAUCCACGUAUUGUUAGUCCUCUUGUCAAAGACACACUGUCUUCUUCAGUUCCAUUACCUCGCCCUAGCAAUACCCCUCAGAGUCAUGUUCGAACACGCUGUCAGUCACAAGGUCUUGCCAAACCCACUUUUUGGUAUCCGCGUGUGGAGGCAGAACCUCCUUUAUUAGAACCUCUCAAGCGAGGACUUAGUAAAAAGAUUCGAGGCUUACUUCAACCCAAUCGGGCUCAAAUUGAACAAGGUGGUACUCAACAGCAGUACGAGCAAGACUGUCAGGAGGCUUUACAUCGGUGUCGCACACCCAAUGACAUUGGAGCAAACCCAUUUCAACUUCUCAGCUAUCAAAAUGAGUCUUCUAGUGCAACCUUUGAUUAUGAUUUCACACAAAUAGAUCAUUAUGCAUCGGCUGUGCAACAAAGAGGACCGUUAUUAACUCCUGUUUUGUUAUCUCAAAAGUUUCUAGUACGACCUUAUAAACGAGAUUUAUUUCGUUUAAGAGCUUUGUUUAUUUGGUUGGUCCAGAAUAUCAGACCCCUUUACCAUCACAACCACCAUCAGCAACAACAACAACAUCCUGCCAUAUUAAUAAAACCUACACCAUCCAAAUCUUCCAACAUUCGACAGCGUUUAAGUCGAUUAGUAGAUGAAGAAGAGCUCAUAACAGAAGGAAUUGAACAAGACACAAUGAAUUUAUUACAAGAAACAUCACACAUCAUGUUAUUGGCCGACACAAGUUAUGAAUCAGCAGAAGAAGUAUUGGAAAAAAGGUCAUGCCAGUCCUCUUUAGGGAUGGCUACUUUAUUUGCUGUCAUGGCAGAAGCAGCAGGAUUUGAAUCCAAAGUGAUUGGAGGAUAUUUAAAAGCUCCUAAAGAUACAAUAGAAUCUGGUACAACAAGUAUUAAUCAUGCUUGGUGUUCGGUUAAGAUUGAAGGAGAAGAUCGUUUGAUUGAUUGUUGGUUAGCAUCACCGUUUCACCCACACAAUGAAAACAAGAUGGAAGCUCAUUGGUUCUUGACAAGACCGCAGGAUAUGAUUAUGACGCAUCUUCCUAAAUCAUCCCACUAUCAAUACCUUAAUUCACCACUAAACCAACAUGCAUUUUUCUCUCUUCCGUAUGUGCGUAACCCAUUCUUUUGGCAUUCACUUCGUAUGCUUCAUUACAAGAAUCAAAUAGCGGAAGAAGGUGGUGUGUUCUACUUUUGCCUUCAGCUGGAAGAAAAUAUUAGUUGCUAUGCAGAGACCGAAGCAGAAGAUGGAACGGUUGUACGUGGUUUAGCCCAAUGCAUCACCGAAAAGAGAUAUCGAGUGUGUAAGAUUAAAGCAGUUUUACCACCUCAUCAAAGACGUGGUUGGUUAAAGAUUUAUGCAGGACCUAAAGUGGUACCAGCGCAGUCUUCUCAUGGAUUACCCGAGAUUGUUCAAAAGAAUCAUUACCCACUGGCCAUGUGUAUUUAUCUCCAAGGGCAACCAGUAGAAGAGAAAGCACUUGAUUUUGUACAGUUAUAUUCUGACCAUAACGAGUUUUUUAUUCAAGAGCCGCAGUGUUAUCGAUUGUUCCCUUUACAGACCUAUCAUUUCUGUAUCCGAGGUAAUCGGACGAGUGCCACGCAUCAUAAAUUAGCCAUCAAGAGUCCGGGUGGUAAAUUAGUUAAAUUAAUGUAUUAUCCACAAGAUCAAACGUAUGAUGGGAAAGUGACGGUAUCCGAGACAGGCAAAUGGUCCUUAAUUUGUCUUUUGCAUCAUACGGGAGGUUGGUACACAGUAGCCAGUUGGAGCUGUGUUGUAAAAUAAAAUAAUAAUAAUUCAGGCACACAAAUAUAAAAAGUGUGACGCUUGUUUAGAUCCACCCC
Molecule: messenger RNA, 2175 nt
Organism: Mucor mucedo
Lineage: Eukaryota; Fungi; Mucoromycota; Mucoromycetes; Mucorales; Mucoraceae
Exons: 3
Coding region: 53-2116 (687 amino acids)
Source: RefSeq, a predicted model, not a curated record